This is a messenger RNA of Amborella trichopoda, 1900 nucleotides long. It is a transcript of the gene SHM3, whose product is annotated as serine hydroxymethyltransferase 3. Lineage: Eukaryota; Viridiplantae; Streptophyta; Magnoliopsida; Amborellales; Amborellaceae. Gene Ontology annotation, biological process: tetrahydrofolate interconversion. The record is from RefSeq and is a predicted model, not a curated record. Gene Ontology annotation, molecular function: pyridoxal phosphate binding; glycine hydroxymethyltransferase activity. Gene Ontology annotation, cellular component: mitochondrion; cytoplasm.
ACUGCACUGCAUGCGCUCAACCGCCUCUCCCUCUCGCGGAAAACCUGCUCUCUGCUUUUAUUCAUGUCCUCUCUGAACCUCUCUCUCUCUCUCUCAACUUCAUUCUCGUUCCCUUUGUUUUGUGCUUGUAGAGUGAGAAACACUGGAAGUGACAUCCAUGGCUUUGAUCGAAAAAUCUCUAUUCUCUGUUAACCUUCCCUCUAACACUACUCCAUCCGCCCUUUCCAACCCUAGCAACAAGAGAAACCUUCGCUUAAUCACAGCUUGCUCUUCGUCUCACUAUCGGUCCCUCGAAGGAAGCCUUGUCACAAGCAGGUCAUCACCAUCUGUGUCUGCUCCUUCUCUUGACAUUGCCGGUACUAUCAGAAGCAGUUUCGAGGGUUCAAACCUGAGAGAAACUGAUCCAGAAGUGUAUGCGAUUAUUGGGGGAAAAACAUCGGCAAUUUAGCUGCUUGGAGCAUAUUGCUUCUGAAAAUUACACUUCCCGGGGUGUAAUGGAAGCAGUUGGUUCUUGCCUCACGAACAAAUAUUCUGAAGGCUUGCCUGGAAAGAGAUACUAUGGUGGCAAUGAGAACAUUGAUCAGUUGGAGACACUUUGUCAAGAGAGGGCUUUACAAGCAUUUCAUCUUGACAAAAUGUGGGGUGUUGAUGUUCAACCAUUUUCUGGCUCUCCUGCCAAUUUUGCUGUGUACACUGCACUUAUUAGUCCACAUGAUCGAAUUAUGGGGUUGGAUCUACCUCAUGGUGGGCAUUUGUCUCAUGGGUUCAUGACUCCUAAGAGGCGUGUAUCAGCCACAUCGAUAUAUUUUGAGUCUAUUCCCUACCGGCUUGACGAAUCAACAGGCCUCAUUGACUAUGAAAUGCUAGAGAAAACUGCAAAUCUUUUUCGUCCAAAGCUUAUAAUAGCUGGUGCUAGCGCAUAUCCUCGAGAUUUUGACUACCCACGCAUGAGAAAGAUUGCAGAUGGGGUGGGUGCAUUCUUGAUGAUGGACAUGGCUCACAUCGGUGGACUUGUUGCUGCUUCUGUGGCUGGUAAGCCUUUUGAGUACUGUGACAGUACAACGACAACACACAAGUCAUUACGUGGUCCUAGAGGCGGCAGGAUCUUCUUCAAGAAGGAGCUUGUUUUGGGGGUUGAUUUAGAAUCAGCUAUCAACAAUGCUGUUUUUCCAGGGUUGCAGGGAGGGCCCCAUAACCAUACCAUUGCGGGGCUUGCCGUCUGUCUUAAACUUGCACAGUUACCGGAUUUCGUGGCUUAUGAGAAACAGGUUUUGUCCAAUUGCAAGGCAUUUGCAGGAAGGCUGUUGGAACUGGGUUACAAACUGGUAUCUGGUGGAAGUGAUAAUUACCUUGUUUUGGUUGACUUAAGGCCUAUGGGGAUAAAAAGUGUUGUAGUUCCUGGGGGUAUUCGUAUAGGGACACCUGCUAUGACCACACGAUGUUUCACGGAGGAAGAUUUUGUGAAGGCGGCUGAUCUCGUUCAUGAGGGGGUUGGGAUCACCCUUAAGGCUAAGAAAUUGGUGCCCAGCGGCUCAACAAAGCUCAAGGAUUACUUGGAAUUGGUGCAAUCCCUAGAUUUCCCACUCAAAAGUCGGACUCUGGAUCUCAGGAGAGUUGAAGUUUGGAUGAGUCAGUAUCCACUACCUGGAGUUUGAACUAGUACGAGAUACUCAUUGGCUAAUCCUAUCUGCCCGAUUAUGAGUUUGUAUUAUUUUUAUGAUGUUCUUGUCUUUUCUUAAUCCUUACACACAUACUCAUUGCUAAAAUGUUCAUGUAGUAAUAUACAUGUUUUUCUUGUUUAAUUAUAAUGGAGGAUAGUGCUGGAGUUAGUGAAGUGAUGAUAAUUCGGUGGGUUGAUGUCAGGGUUGUUAAAACUUGAAUGGAUAGUGAAUUGGCUUUA